CCUGGUCACACCAAUUCUGUGAAACAGAAGUGAUUCAUACCAAUAAAAACAACGUAAAUUGAUAAAAAUUCCUCCUGUUUAGGCUGCAAACCAACUGCCAGAACUCUUUUGCUUCUUCAUUCGUUAGUGUAAAUUCGUCAAACUGGGUAACGACAUGUCUACGAGUUCAAUGGAAAAACAUCUUUUCAAUCUAAAAUUUGCCGUAAAGGAGCUCGAGCGCAACUCAAAGAAAUGCGAAAAGGAGGAGAAACUGGAGAAGGCGAAGGCCAAGAAGGCGAUCCAAAAAGGCAACAUGGACGUGGCCCGCAUUCACGCAGAGAACGCGAUUCGGCAGAAGAACCAGGCUGUUAACUACCUCCGAAUGAGUGCUCGCGUGGACGCUGUGGCCAGCAGGGUCCAGUCCGCCCUUACCACACGCAAGGUCACCGGCUCCAUGGCCGGCGUGGUUAAGGCCAUGGAUGCAGCUAUGAAGGGCAUGAACCUGGAGAAAAUCUCCUCACUCAUGGAGAAGUUCGAGUCGCAGUUCGAGGACCUGGACGUGCAGAGUUCCGUGAUGGAGGGUACCAUGUCUGACACAGUGACUACCUCAGUGCCCCAGGGAGAUGUCGAUAAUCUGCUUCAGCAAGUGGCAGACGAGGCUGGCCUCGAGCUUAACAUGGAGCUACCCAGCGGAGUCCAAAGCCAGACGGUUGGAGCCUCAACAGCCGUAUCCCAGGAACAGGACGAGCUUACCCAGCGACUGGCUCGUCUUCGUCAGGCCGAAUAGAUGAGUGAAGUGCUGCCCGUUGAAUUUCUCUGUUUUAGCAAUUAAAAUUAAGUACAUCCAAAAUAUAAAUAAGUUUAAAUUCAGUGAUUGAGGAUGCUUCGUUUAUACAUGGCUUACCACCAAGAGGAGCCGAUAAGUAAAAAAUCUAUUGAGAACCCA
Molecule: messenger RNA, 925 nt
Organism: Drosophila ficusphila
Lineage: Eukaryota; Metazoa; Arthropoda; Insecta; Diptera; Drosophilidae
Gene: Chmp1
Product: charged multivesicular body protein 1b
Exons: 2
Coding region: 155-766 (203 amino acids)
Biological process (GO): late endosome to vacuole transport; protein transport; endosome transport via multivesicular body sorting pathway
Cellular component (GO): multivesicular body; ESCRT III complex
Source: RefSeq, a predicted model, not a curated record